Molecule: messenger RNA, 1677 nt
Organism: Dipodomys ordii (Ord's kangaroo rat)
Lineage: Eukaryota; Metazoa; Chordata; Mammalia; Rodentia; Heteromyidae
Gene: Fam110a
Product: family with sequence similarity 110, member A
Exons: 2
Coding region: 659-1549 (296 amino acids)
Source: RefSeq, a predicted model, not a curated record
CCUCAGAGCUCCAGGGAACCUCACAGCCCUGUCUCAGGUUUGCACAAAGCUGUUGCAGGCAGGGCAUGUCCAGGCCCAAAGGUGGCACUCCUCAUUCACAGCAGAAGCCAGCCACCUGCUCCAGGGUUUGCGAGGUGACAUGGGGGCGUGGUCUGGAGGGAAAGUUCCCAGGUUGCAGUCUCCCUGGUGAGUUUGAGCAAGUGACUCAGCCUUCCCCAGCCUGGGCUUUCCAUUCGUCAGGGCGCAGACCACUGGCACUGACUCAGGGGAGUUUGGGGAGUGACUUCAUUUCCCCUUAACUGGGAGGUCCCUCACAUAGACACAGCCCCGAGUGUGUGCUGGGACUCUGCCACGCAUGCAGUGGGCUGGCCUGGCUCCCGGAAGAGCUUCCUGGGGUGGCCUGGGGCUGAUUGGACCCCCUUUACAGUCCAGUGGUUAGCACCCAGGGUCCAGUUCCAGCUUCCUCCUGGCUUUCCUUCCCUCUUAUGGAGUGACAUUUAGGCCAGCGAGUUCACCUGCCUGAGGCUGCCGGAAGUUGCGCAAACUUGGUUACCUGAGCCAGGUUGGCUGGGCUGGAGGAGCGCAGCAGCGGGGAGCAAGGGGAGCAAGAGGUUGCCUGCUUUCUGCCGGACCGAAGCCCUCGGGGUAUGUGACAGCCAUGCCUGUGGACACGCUCAGCCCGGGAGCCCCAGCCGCGCCCGCCCUUCCUUUCCGCUUGCGGCCCAAGGUUCCCGGCUACCUGCUACGGAGGCCGGUGGACGGCGGAGCCCGGAAACCCAGCGCGGUGGAGCGCCUGGAGGCCGACAAGGCCAAGUACGUCAAGAGCCUGCACGUGGCCAACACCCGCCAGGAGCCCGUGCAGCCCCUGCUGUCCAAGCAGCCGCUCUUUAGUCCCGGGACUCGCCGCACAGUGCUCACGCCCAGCCGCCGAGCGCUGCCUGGCCCCUGCCGCCGGCCGCAGCUGGACCUGGACAUCCUCAGCAACCUCAUCGACCUGUGUGACAGCCCCGUGUGCGCCGGGGAGGGCAGCCGGACCCCCGGGCGGGCGGAGGGAGCCGCCCCGGCCCCCCCAGCCACCCCUCCGCGCCCCCCGCCCAGCACGGCUGCCGUGCGCCGCGUGGACGUGCGCCCCCUGCCCGCCGCCUCCCCUGCCCAGCCCUGCCCGUCGCCCGGGACCACCGCCGCCUCCAGCCCCGGCCGGCCGCCGGGACUGCAGCGCUCCAAGUCGGACCUGAGCGAGCGCUUCUCCAGGGCCGCCGCCGACCUCGAGCGCUUUUUUAACUACUGCGGCCUGGACCCCGAGGAGGCCCGGGGCCUGGGGGUGGCGCACCUGGCGCGGGCCAGCUCGGACAUCGUGUCCCUGGCGGGGCCCAGUGCCGGGCCCGGCAGCUCCGAGGGGGGAUGCUCCCGCCGCAGCUCGGCCACGGUGGAGGAGCGCGCCCGGGAUCGCGUCCCCUACGGCGUGUCGGUGAUCGAGAGGAAUGCCCGCGUGAUCAAGUGGCUGUACGGCCUCCGGCAGGCCCGCGAGACCCCGGCCGCGGAGGGGUAGGCCCCCACGGGGGCCGGGACCCGCGCAGGACAGAGCGUGGAGGGCAUUUGGGCCCUGGACUUGUGCAUCCACUUCCUGUCUCUGGGCAGACCGGAGGCAGCUCCCUGGUGUGAACCCCGUGGCGCAAC